Messenger RNA from Haemorhous mexicanus (house finch), 1757 nucleotides. It is a transcript of the gene P2RX3, whose product is annotated as purinergic receptor P2X 3. Gene Ontology annotation, molecular function: extracellularly ATP-gated monoatomic cation channel activity; purinergic nucleotide receptor activity; ATP binding. The coding region runs from base 239 to 1450 and encodes 403 amino acids. The transcript has 12 exons. NCBI's taxonomy places the organism in Eukaryota, Metazoa, Chordata, Aves, Passeriformes, Fringillidae. The record is from RefSeq and is a predicted model, not a curated record. Gene Ontology annotation, biological process: response to ATP; monoatomic cation transmembrane transport. Gene Ontology annotation, cellular component: plasma membrane; nuclear inner membrane.
GCCCUCACCCCUGCGGGUGCUGCCCACACUCUCCGGUACCCGCACCCUGCCCGUGCCCCAGCCGGUACCCCUGCCUGCACCCGCGCCCGCCCUGCCCUGCCCGCAUCCCCGCUCACUGCCCGCACCCCUGCCCUGCCCUUCCCACAUCCCCCUCGGUUCCCGCAGCCCUGCCUUGCCCUGCCCGCAGCCCUGCCUUGCCCUGCCCUCAGCCCCGUCUCCGACCGCCUCCGAGCUGCCCAUGUCCCUCCCGCGCUCCCGCACCCGAUGGGUGAGCGACUUCUUCUCCUACGAGACCACCAAGUCGGUGGUGGUGAAGAGCUGGGUGGUGGGCGUCGUCAACCGCGGCGUCCAGCUCCUCAUCCUCGCCUACUUCGUCGGCUGGGUGUUCCUCCAUGAGAAAGCGUACCAGGUGCGGGACACUGCCAUCGAGUCCUCCGUGGUCACCAAGGUGAAGGGCGUGGGGCGCUACGCGGGGCAGGUGAUGGACACGGCAGACUACGUCACGCCCCCCCAGGGCACCUCGGUGUUCGUGGUGGUCACCAAGCAGAUCCGGACCGAGGACCAGGCGCAGGGCGUGUGCCCGGAGAGCGAAGCCGCGUUCCACUGCUCGGCGGACCGGGACUGCCGGGAGCUGAGCCCGAGCACGAGCAACGGGCUGCUGACAGGACGCUGCGUCCCCUACAACACAACCCUGCGCACCUGCGAGAUCCAGGGCUGGUGCCCGCCCGAGGUGGACACCGUUGACGUCCCCGUCAUGCUGGAAGCUGAGAACUUCACUCUCCUCAUCAAGAACAGCAUCCGCUUCCCGCUCUUUGGCUUCGAGAAGACCAACCUGCCACCCCCAGGCAGUGGGGUGGAGCUGGGCCGGUGUCGCUUCCACCCACAGCUGCAGCCCCUGUGCCCCAUCCUGCGCCUGGGGGACAUGGCACGUCUGGCUGGGCAGGACUUCCCUGCGCUGGCUGCCACUGGUGGGGUGCUGGGGAUCAAGAUCGGGUGGGUGUGUGACCUGGACCGGGCCUGGGAGCGCUGCCUGCCCCGCUACUCCUUCACCCGCCUGGACAGCCUGCCCCGGACCCCUGCCCCUGGAUACAACUUCAGGUAUGCCAGGUACUACCGCUGGCCCGACGGCUCUGAGCGCCGCACCCUCAUCAAGGCCUUUGGGAUCCGCUUUGAUGUCCUGGUGUAUGGCAGCGCCGGGAAGUUCAGCAUCGUCCCCACCCUCAUCAACACGGUGGCUGCUUUCACCUCCAUCGGUGUGGGCACGGUGCUGUGUGACAUCAUCCUGCUCAACUUCCUCAAGGGUGCUGAGCACUACAAGGCCCGCAAGUUCGAGGAGGUGUCAGAGGCUGGCGUGCCCGCCAUCCCCUCAGCGUGUCCCCCCGGGGCGCUGGGGACCUGCUCCCGGGACAAGCAAUCCACCGACUCGGGCACCUUUUCCCUCGGCCUCUAGCCCCGGGGGCAUGGGGCAGUCCCGCCUGUCCACCACGCUGUGGGGCAGCCCACGGCCUGGUGAGGGGCUGGCCGGGACCCCCGUCGGGCUCCUAUUGCCCACCCAGUCACUAGUGCUCCCCCUGUGAGCCCCAUCAGCAUCUGAGUGUCCCCAGUGCCACCCCCCAGGGUUGUCCCAGUAUAUCCCAGUGUCCCUAGUGUCCAUACGAAGUGCCCCAGCCCUGUCCCUUGCCCCCAGGGUGUCCCUCAAACAGCAUCUCCCUGUCCUUGCCACCCCAUGCCCCCCAAUAAACCCGUGGCUCGCAGCA